CAGCAAGACACGACCAAACAGCAAAUCAACACCCAAACCGCGAUCGAAAAUGGCAUUCAAGUUCUUGGCCGUCGUUGCUCUGCUUGCCGUUGCAAGUGCCCAGCAUUACGAUCCGCAUCAUUAUCAGCCACAGUACCACCAGUACCACCAUGAGCCGGCCGUCGUCAAGACCAUUCAGCCUGCUUUGAUCAAGACCGUACAGCCUGCUCUGGUCAAGACCGUGAAGCACGUCGAGUACCCAGAAGCCCCGGCCGAGUACCAGUUCCAGUACUCCGUCCAUGAUGAGCAUACCGGAGACAUCAAGAGCCAACAGGAGGAACGUCACGGAGAUGAUGUCAAGGGACAGUACACCCUAAUCGAUGCCGAUGGUCAUCGUCGCGUCGUCGACUACACCGCCGAUGAGCACAACGGAUUCAACGCCGUCGUCCGCCGUGAGCCUCUGGAGGGACACAAGAUCGUCAAGACGAUCGCCCCAGUUGCGAAGGUGAUUGCUCCUCUUCCGGUCGCCAAGGUGUACACCGCCCCGAUUGCCAAGGUUAUCGCUCCUCAGGUGCACUACAGCCACCAGCCCCACUACGAUCAGCACUACUAAGUGGUUCGAUUACUAUAAGAUUCUUUCCACGGAGCAGCCUAUAACAAGCCAACCGUCCAUUUUCAUUUUCCUCUCAUCUCAUGCUGUCCCAUCUUCCAUCCACAUUAGAACAAUUGUAAUGCCAAUACGAUGUAAAUAAAAUAUCAA
Messenger RNA from Anopheles nili, 739 nucleotides. Its product is annotated as larval cuticle protein A2B-like. Lineage: Eukaryota; Metazoa; Arthropoda; Insecta; Diptera; Culicidae. Bases 50 to 592 code for a protein of 180 amino acids. The transcript is spliced from 2 exons. Gene Ontology annotation, cellular component: extracellular matrix. The record is from RefSeq and is a predicted model, not a curated record.